AUGGCCACGCAUCACGUUCGGCAUCAGUCCCACCCUUCCAAAAAGUCGCAACCUGCGCACGCACGGCCGUCUCGGCCUCUGUCAAAGCGUACUCAUUCCCUCGGAAGCAAAGCUGCUUCCAAGUCCGCUCCUUACCCCAAAACCGACGACGACGACGACGACGACUCAAUGGCCGUAAGCUUCUUGAACUACUGCACUGUUUGCGAGAAGCAAAUUAUUGUCCCUAGUAAUUCUGUCCUCUACUGCUCAGAAAGCUGCAAGAAGAAGGACAGCGAGAAGAGCCUUACCUAUUCUUUCGACCACUACUCACCGCCUACAACCCCCUUCACCAACUUCUCUUUUGACGAUUUCGCCUUCCGUGACAUUGUACCCCAGCGAUCGCCCACUCAACCAGAGUCAAAGCGAUCAUCAUGUGCUUUCUCCGACAUGUCGUCGGACGAUAACACCAACGAACACUAUCUGCGCUCCAACUCGGAAGCUUCAAAUUAUCUUCGCAAGUUCCAGUCAUCCAUCUACUCAUCCGAGGCUGCUGCACGACCUUACCGACCCCGGUAUCAGCGUUCGUCCACCUCGCAGUUUAGCUUUAGCGCUGCCCCAUCGCUGUCGCAUACCCCCGCGUCGUCAGUAAGCUACUCGCUUCCAUACACGCCUGCCACUACGCGACCUCUUCCGCCAAGGACCAAGCCGUCACAUAGUUCUUCGUAUGGCGCCAAGUCGAUUGAUCUUGUUACACCUGUGACGGCUCCAUCAAGUCCAAACAACUCAAGUCCCAAGAAGUCGUAUUCACAUAAGUCGUCGCCUUCCAUGACAAGCACUUCGACAAGUACCAUUGAAGGCGAGAUCGUCUAUGCAAAGUCGCCCGUCCCUGAGCCUUCAUUCGCUAGUGGAAGUCUCGGUCGACUACUUGCUUCAACACCCCGUUAG
This is a messenger RNA of Pyrenophora tritici-repentis Pt-1C-BFP, 924 nucleotides long. RefSeq names its product Ecl1 multi-domain protein. NCBI's taxonomy places the organism in Eukaryota, Fungi, Ascomycota, Dothideomycetes, Pleosporales, Pleosporaceae. The record is from RefSeq and is a predicted model, not a curated record.